Messenger RNA from Oncorhynchus masou masou (cherry salmon), 2665 nucleotides. RefSeq names its product zinc finger and BTB domain-containing protein 22-like. The coding region runs from base 190 to 2283 and encodes 697 amino acids. Gene Ontology annotation, molecular function: DNA-binding transcription factor activity, RNA polymerase II-specific; protein binding; RNA polymerase II cis-regulatory region sequence-specific DNA binding. The record is from RefSeq and is a predicted model, not a curated record. NCBI's taxonomy places the organism in Eukaryota, Metazoa, Chordata, Actinopteri, Salmoniformes, Salmonidae. Gene Ontology annotation, biological process: regulation of transcription by RNA polymerase II. The transcript is spliced from 4 exons.
GUCGGCUGGUCAGUAUGUCUGACAUUUCGUCAAAGGCGGUGCAUGACGGGUUGUCUGCCGAAUAUGAUGGGAAACAAAUCAUAUCAUUGGAAAUGUAUAUGUAAUCAACGGAGAGACGAUAGCUUGUCAGGAUAGAGAGAGUCUGGCUUUACGUAAUUGUUUCAAAGGUGCACAUUCUAAAACGCCUAGAUGCAUUCUCUGUCCAUGGGGCAGGGCUGUAGCAGCAGCUCAGGUGCCCCCUCUGGCUCGGUGGUACAGGUGUGUUUCCCCAGCUCCCAGGCGUCUGUACUGGACAGCCUGAACAGGCAGCGCGAGGAGGGCCAGCUCUGUGACCUCUCCAUCCAGGUCCAGGGGCAGGUGUUCAAGGCCCACCGCUGUGUGCUAGCUGCAUCCUCACCCUACUUUCACGACCAGGUGCUCUUGAAGAACAUGUCCACCGUCUCCAUCCCUGCCGUCAUGGACCCACUGGCGUUCGAGAGCGUCCUGAGCUGCGCCUACACGGGCCAGCUGCGCAUGCUCCGCGAAGACAUUGUCAACUACCUCACCGUGGGCAGCGUGCUGCAGAUGUGGCACAUCGUGGACAAGUGCACAGAGCUCCUCAAAGAGGGGCGGGUGACGGGGAGUGGUAGUGCAACCCAGGGUGUCAUUGGGGGAGCGCAGGGGAACCCUGGAUGCAGUAGCAGUGAAAGCUCCCUAGGGGCUGGGAGUGCCCAAGCUGGGGGAAACAACACCCAGCCAGCCCCUCCCCCUCCCAGCCGCCCGUCCCUGAGUGAGAGCCAGUCUCCCAGCAGCACCAACUACUUCAGCCCCAGAGACACUAACUUCGGAGGGGGAGCGGUGGCCGCUGGAGCUGCAGGAGAGGGAGGCGUGAACUCCACCCCCAGCUACUGCACCCCUUCUGGGGGCGAAGAGGCUUUCCUCAUCGAAGAAGAGGAUGAAGAAGAGGAAGAAGAGCUCCUAUACCAUAGGAAGCGAGGGAGCAGCAGGAGGAAGCCGACGGCCUCUGUCCCAGACCAAGAGGUUGGAGUCAGCGACAGCUUCGGGGUGUCGUCCUACCAAGACGGAGAUGCCUCCCCUCUCCAGAAGCGGCCCACAUACAGCCAGCCCAGCAUCAUGCCCCGGAAGCAGUGGGUGGUGGUAAAAACAGAGAGGCCCCAGGAUGAUGACCUGAUCGUGGUGUCGGGUGAGGAAGGACCAGAUGAGGAAGAGGAGAGAGAGUUGGAGAUGCUGAGGGAGAGGGAGAGGACGUUCAACAUAUCCAACAUUAGGACUCUGUCUGGAGAGUUGAGCAGCAAAGCGGACCAUGAGAUGGAGACACAGAUGGAUUACUGCCAGUCUUCUGAAGACUACCUCAAGUUUGACAGUGGUUUGAUGGACCAGACUCCCCCACAGCACCUUCAUGACAGCGCUGGUCAGGGUGGUGGUAGAACCGUCUCAGCCCUACUAGGCCAAGUCCAGUCUGCUGCUGCUGCUAGAGCUCAGCUCUUUCCCAUAGACAUGCAAGGCAACCAGAUCCUCAUGUACAGACAAUCCUCUCUAGAUUCCUCUCAACCCAUAGGAAUGGGAGGUGGUAUGGCCGGGGCACCAUUUAAAGGGCCAAACCUGGAGCAUGGAGCAGUCCAUUUGUCAGCACAGGGGGGUUUGGGCGGUGGCUUAGAUGGACUGGAUGGGGGUGGUGGUGGGAGUUCAGGGAAGGUGUUCAUGUGCCACUGUGGAAAGACCUUCACCCACAAGAGCAUGCGCGACCGUCACAUCAACAUGCACCUGGACCUGCGGCCUUUCAACUGCCCGGUUUGCGCCAAGAAGUUCAAGAUGAAGCACCACCUGACGGAGCACAUGAAGACCCACACGGGGCUCAAGCCCUACGACUGCCACGGCUGCGGCAAGAAGUUCAUGUGGCGCGACAGCUUCAUGCGGCACCGCUCCCACUGCGAGGGACGGAGCGGAGCGGCUGGCAGGAGCGAGGAUGGGGGAGGGUCCGAUCGCGCUGAUGGUAUCUCCCCACAGCAUCUCCCUCAUCUCCCUCUCUCGACCAGCGAGGCCGGUCACGGUGUCGUUGGUGGCAGGAAUGGGAACUCUGUCCUGUCCCCACAUCAUUCCAGUACAGGUAGCAGCAGUAAUGCUGUCUCUUGCCUGACCAUGGCCAGUUCUGGAGUGCUCUUAGGGGUCAACUCUCAGAGCGUGAUGCAAGGUCAAGGUUCAUCUGUGUUUGGUCUGGGGGUCAGCCGAGGUGGGUGUGAGGAGGAAGUGUGUGAGGUUGGUGCUAAUGAUAGUGUCACUUAAACACUCGUGUUGUUCACCCGUUUGGUUAAGACAAGAGGCUUUGAAAAGGCAUUCCAAUGACCAUUGGAAAGUGCCCCCCUUUGGCAAAUGGCUCUGGACCAUUGUACAGUUAGUUCAGUAUACUCUUAAAUGUCAAGUUUAUUCUCUGUAUGACUGUUUAGUGGCACAUUCUAUGUCAAGAAAACCAAAAAUCAAGAGACAAUAACUCACCAAUGACAGCUUUGGCAAAAUGUUAACUAGAGUUCGAGAGGAAAGUUGCUGUUGUAAGUGAUGUGUCCUAUGAUAUUAUACGCCUUUUCUGCCACAGAAUGUGCAUUUCAAGUAAGUGUCUGAAAAAGACACUUGCAGUACUGCCGUCUUGUUUCACACUGGUGAUGUGUCC